Messenger RNA from Hemicordylus capensis (graceful crag lizard), 3395 nucleotides. Its product is annotated as clumping factor A-like. Lineage: Eukaryota; Metazoa; Chordata; Lepidosauria; Squamata; Cordylidae. The record is from RefSeq and is a predicted model, not a curated record. The coding region runs from base 732 to 2345 and encodes 537 amino acids. The transcript has 5 exons.
GGCAGCCCCACUCUCGGACUCCGAGCAAAGCACUGACAACAGCGUUGGGGAAAGUCAGAGAAAACUGGUUUGAUGAGAACAGAGCUCACGGAGGCGAUCUGGAGUCAAUUGUUCAAGGUCUAAAACAAGAUGUAUCAAAUGCAGGUUGUAACAGUGAACAUGAUGGUGUGACAAAUAACAACUUAUAUGAAGGCGAACAGCAAGGAAACACCAAUGGAAAUUCCAUUUGCAUCAGUGGAGGAGAAGGUAGUAUUGGCCAUGAAGAUGAGAGAAAUGAAUUCAGCACCAAUACUGAUAUAAUCAACAGAGAUGUUGAUUUUGUUGAUGCUAGUGAUAAUGAGGACAGAAGAACCAAUGCCAACCUUAACAAUAUCAACAAUAAUGUGGACAACAACAACAACGGAAUAAAUGAAAGAGGAGACACAGCUACAGACAGAAAUAACACCAGAGGGGAGAGCCCUAGUGGUAACUUGGAAGGUGGGGAUUUUGCUGAUGCCACUAAUGGGGUUGAAGAAAGUAAUGUUAAUUCUACAAGUGAAACAGACAUCUCCACGAUUGGUCAAAACGAUGAGCAGUAUAGUGAUGGAGAGAGAGCCUGCACUAGAAAUCAGGUUGAAGAAGUGCAUGAUAACACCACAGAAGACCAGAGCAACCAAGCUGAAAGCCAAAGGGACACAGGUGGAGAUGAACUUGAAAGGAAUGAGCCUGAAGGUGCCACAAGGAAUAUAUCUAUGGAACGGAUAGUCCAUGGAGCAAGUAUAAAUUGGGCAGACAUUAAUGAAGGAGGCAGUGGUAAUGGCAGAGAUCCAUUUGAAGAGGGCUCUGGUGAAGGCUGGGAAAAUGGAAGGUCUGACGGCCAGAACAGAAGUCAUGAUGAUGUUACGCAUGAUGAAGGCACAGGAAUAAUCAAUCCCAGUAGGGGAGGUGAUGGUGAUGGAGGCAGCAUAAAUGCUACUCUCAGCCCCAGCGAGCAAGACAGUUCCGAAGAUCAUGCUAGCACGAUUCCUGAAAUGGGCACAAAUGGAAACUUGAAUGGAACAACUGUGAGCAAUGGCACUACAGAUGACAGCAACAUGAAUGGUGAAGGCAAGAAUGUGUUCCCUGAAAAUGAGAAUGCCACAGGUGGACUUGAUAAUGUGAACAACUCUCAGAAUGCAAGUAGGCCCAGAAGUGAGCCUAGAGGACACUGUGAGAAUGCCAGUGCCAUCAGUGACAACAGUCGGAGUAGCAAUAGCUAUAGUUUUAGUGAUGAGCACAUGCAAGGGGAUGACCCCAACCCAAGCCGUGAGUCUGCAGGCUCUGAGCAGGGUGAGGAGGGUGAGAACAGUAGUCAAGGAGAUCCCUCUAGUGAGCCAAGAAGUGGGGAGAACUCUGAAGGCACUUCUCAGGGGGAUGAAGAAGAAAGUAAUACUGAGAAAGAGCAGUCUGAGAGCAAUGGUGAGGAUAGUGGCAGCCAACCACAGAGCAGGGAGGGUGACAGUCAAUCAGUUAGCAGUGACAGCCAGUCUGAGAGCAGCAGUAGUGAGAGCAGCAGCAGUGAGAGUGAAAGCAGCAGCAGUGAGAAGGGCAGCAGCAGUGUGAGUGACAGCGAAUCUAGUAGCAGCAGCGAGAGUGACAAUGAAUCUAGUAGCAGCAGCGAGAGCAACAGCGAAUCCGAGAGCAGCGGCGAGAGCGACAGCGAAUCCGAGAGCAGCAGUGAGAGCGACAGUGAAUCCGAGAGCAGCGGCGAGAGCGACAGCAAAUCCGAGAGCAGCAGCGAGAGCAACAGCGAAUCCGAGAGCAGCGGUGAGAGCGACAGCGAAUCCAAGAGUAGCAGUGAGAGUGACAGCGAAUCCAAUAGCUCCAACAGCGAAUCCAAUAGCAGUAGUGAAAGUGACAGUGAAUCAGAUAGCAACAGUGAGAGUGAUGCUGGAUCUGCUAGCAGCAGUGAGAGUGGCAGUGAAUCUGAUAGCAGCCGUGAGAGUGAUACUAGUGAAAGUGAGAGCAGCAACAGUGAUCAUGACAGCCAUGCUCCAUCAGACACCAGUGAAAGCAACAGUCAAGCAGGUACCAGUGAAAACGACAGCCACCCAGACACUGACAGUGAAGGAGGUGAUGAACCAACAAGCUAUGAAAGUGAGAGUGAAUCAGCAAAUCAGUCCAACAGCAACAGUGAGAAUGCAUCUGCAAGUGCUGGGGGUGAUUCUGACAGUAACAGCACUGCAGAGACAAUGGAAGCUACGAAUGACUAUGAAUCUGUAUAUAGCCAGGAGAGUGACAGUGAGGUCCAGUCUGAAGUUGCAGACACUGAUAGUGAAUCCGUGAGUGAAGGUAGUGAGAGCAAUUAUUCAACCAGUGAUUAUUAAUCUAAAGUGAGAAGGAACCAAAUUGAUACACCUUCUAGCAAAUGGCAACUAUCGGUAUGGCAAUGACAGAAUGAACAAAGUUACAGAACCAAGGACAGCAGUCCAAAUCAUGCUUAUUUGGAAAUAACAGCCUUUGAAGUCCAUGGGACUUCCAAAUAGGGGUGAAUAGGAACAGGAUGCAAGUCAAACUGGGGAUAUAUUUGGAGAAAAACUGCUAUUCAAAUUAACAGCCUUGAGGCAACAAAACAUGGUGUUCAUGUGUUUUAAAAGGUUAUCAUAUUGUUUCAAUAAAUGACAUCUUCAGACACGAUGAGCGGGUUCACACAUAGUGGGGAACCUGUGGUUUCCACAGCCCAUGUUAUGGUGGGAAUCUGAAGUUGACACCACAGACGGUCACAUAUCUUGGUUUGUUGUAAGUAGCUGAGUUGAGCCAGAGAUAUGCCCCCUGUCUAUACCUCCUAGUGAGGCCCUGGCUGCUAUCCCAGCCUACCUUGUGCCUACUUUCAACUAGCAAGCUUUUCCUAUGAUCUGCUUCGCAACCAUUGGUCCCUAUUGCAAAGGGGACUGUCUUGCCUGAAAUGAACCGGGGAUUAAUGAAGAGUGUGGGUUCAGAUGUUGCACAGAUCUAAGGUGGAGCACUGCUAGGGGUGACAAGUCAACUUCAAUUCUUAGGUUACCCAUCUAGGUUUCCUGCCCCAAGGGAAGAUGUGGUUCCUGCCAUAGGGUGAGUUCACAUGUUUGCAGACAGCUGUGUGAUCAAGACUGCAAACAGGUUCUACACUAUGUGCGAACCCGCCCAAUAAUUAAAAUCCAUGUUCUUGUAUAAAUGUCCAUUCAUCAGAUAAUUUAGGACUGAUUCAGAGUGUGUAUUCAUUACUUGAUUGCAACACUAAGUGAUGACUUGCAUUUGUGAAUGACAGAAUUCCUGGUAAAUACACACUAGUUUGGUUUUCUUUGCUUACUAAUUCAGUCCUAUGGAUCCAAAAUGACGUUCGUCAAAGAUUAUAUAUGACCUGUGUGUAAACUGUAAAAUAAAUUAUUUUUCAUGUU